Anisakis simplex (herring worm) is the source of this 402-nucleotide messenger RNA. The record is from the annotation of a GenBank genome assembly. NCBI's taxonomy places the organism in Eukaryota, Metazoa, Nematoda, Chromadorea, Rhabditida, Anisakidae.
AUGAGUAUAGGAAAGAACAAGAUUUCAAUAGCAUCCACAUCGUCAAGUGUCGAAUCACCAGUGCCGUCGUUGGGAUAUCAUCACAAUGUGCACGGCAUGAGCUGGAUCAUCACGGGUCUUUUCGUGGUCGGUGAUCUGGCUGGUGGCGGCAUUGUUGCACUUCCCACAGCAACAGUGCAAUUAGGUGAAAACCAUUUUGAUGUCUAUUUCGGUUUGUUUUUAACGUUCGUUAUGACGCUUUGUGUAGCCUAUACUGCCUAUAUACUCGGUGAAGCUUGGGUGAUAUUACAACGAAAAUGGCCGAUAUAUCGUAGUCAUUGCCGUAAACCGUAUCCGGAAAUGGCUGGUCGCUCGAUGGGACGUAUCAUGAAGUUGGUUCCUAUUUGUGAUUUUCCGAAAUAA